Molecule: messenger RNA, 1374 nt
Organism: Exophiala viscosa
Lineage: Eukaryota; Fungi; Ascomycota; Eurotiomycetes; Chaetothyriales; Herpotrichiellaceae
Product: NADH pyrophosphatase
Exons: 3
Coding region: 1-1374 (457 amino acids)
Biological process (GO): NADP+ catabolic process; NAD+ catabolic process
Cellular component (GO): peroxisome; cytosol
Molecular function (GO): metal ion binding; NADH pyrophosphatase activity
Source: RefSeq, a predicted model, not a curated record
AUGUUCAAGUCUGUCUGUAAACGUCCUCGAUCUGCACUCCUGCUACGACUUCCGAGGACAAGAGCUGUUCAUUCUCGACUUCCUCCUGGUGUCCGCAAUCCUUCUGUUUUUACAGCAUCAAACACAAUGGCCGUGCCUCCGCAACCAGAUCUACCGCAUCCCGCACACUUGGACCGCGACUCUGCCCUCGGUCGCAAGUUUGGCAAAGAAGUCACAAAUUACUUUGGAGGCUCGCCCAUAAACAGACUAUCCUUCCUGCGUGAUGACCAGAGCUUCCUUGCUGGUGCAUUCGCCCAUCCUACCGCCAGGUUUAUGGUCUUCAAAGACCUGUCUCCUCUGAUCAAAUCCCCGACGGAGAUCCACUACGCCACAUACGACGAUAUCAAGUCACUGGUACCAACAAACCCCUUUGAAAAGACGGAGAAAGAGAUCAUCGAAGACUUUGACUCCCGGAUAGACACCCCGCAAUUGAUCUUCCUGGGUAUAGACGAGAAGGUGAAAGAUGGCUUUUCAUUCAAGAACUUCCUCGGCGGGCCACACUGGGCUAUAGACAUUACGCCAAAGAAGACGUACGAGAAGAAAGCAAAGGAUCUGACUGAGAAGUUUGUGGCCGAUGGGCUGAAGUUCAGCGAGGGCAUGAGAGCUAUGAGCUUUCCGGCCGAUGUUGCUGCCCAAUAUGCCCAAGGACGUCACUACCUUGACUGGAACUACCGCAACACCUUCUGUGGAACAUGUGGACAUCGCACACUAUCUGUCCAUGCUGGCGCGAAACGGAUAUGCCCGCCCAAGGACAAGGCUCAGAACCCGCCAGAGCGAGAGGCCUGCAGUACGCGAACGACAUUGUCCAACCUGACAUUCCCUAGAACAGACCCAACCAUCAUCGUGGCAGUCUUGAGCCACGACAGCAAGCGCCUUCUACUGGGUCGCCAGAAAAGAUGGCCACCGUAUUGGUUCUCGACGCUGGCGGGAUUCAUCGAGCCCGCGGAAAGUGUCGAGGACGCUGUCCGAAGAGAGGUCUGGGAAGAAAGCGGCGUGGUCUUGUCUCGAGUUCUUGUUCACUCAACCCAGCCUUGGCCAUAUCCAGCCAAUCUCAUGAUUGGAUGUAUUGCGCAGGUUGCCAGUGUUGAGGAUGAGACCAUAAAGCUGGAGUAUGAUCCUGAACUCGAAAUCGCGAAGUGGUUCACCUUGGAGGAAGUUCAGGAGGCACUGCAAUAUGGUACCAGCGGGCUCGGUGACACUGCUCCUGAAGGGUACAAGGAGGGUAACUUGAGGUUGCCUCCGAGAACGGCCAUUGCCAAUCAGCUCAUCACGGCUGUGGUAGAAGGAGGAUUCCUGGAGGGUGUCACACCCUUGGCGACAGCGAAUAAGCUGUAA